Molecule: messenger RNA, 2096 nt
Organism: Siniperca chuatsi (mandarin fish)
Lineage: Eukaryota; Metazoa; Chordata; Actinopteri; Centrarchiformes; Sinipercidae
Exons: 12
Coding region: 411-1445 (344 amino acids)
Molecular function (GO): oxidoreductase activity
Source: RefSeq, a predicted model, not a curated record
CCCCCCCCGCAAAGCCUCUCCUCCAACAUUUCCACAGAGACACAGACAGACAGGAUACCUGACAGACUUGGCAACACUGGGCGUUUCCAAACACUGCUGGAAGAGCAAGCUGAGUCUCUGCAGAGCACCGACACCGGCAGAUCACCAGCACCAGAGCCAAACGCGACCAACCAGCGACCUGAAGGAGCACAAGGCAGGACAGUCAGCAUGAGCAGGUUGUGCAAUCACUAUUGCAAAGAUGGACUUCCAACUUUGAAGUAGCAUGGAGCUAUCCAUUCUGUCAAAUCCUAAUCCUAAAUGUGGGGCAAAAAAGGUUCACCCUGCAGGACUUUGGUGUGGACAUAAUCGGACAGCAUUGCAAUAGAUGUCUGAUUAGCAAGGCGGAGGUGCAAGGCUUCAUCGAGAGGUGUAUGACAGCCGUGGGCACCAAGCCGCAUCACGCCUGCAGCCUGGCUGAGGUGCUGGUCGAGGGAGACCACAGGGGCCACUACAGCCAUGGACUCAACAGGAUGGACAUGUAUGUAAAGGACAUCCAGACAGGAAUCUGUGCCAAGGACGGUGAGCCGGUGGUGGAGAAGGAGAGUGCAGCCACAGCACUGGUGGAUGGGAAAAACCUCCUGGGUCCCGUGGUGGGAAACUUCUGUAUGAAUCUGGCCAUUAAGAAGGCCAAAGAAGCUGGCAUUGGCUGGGUGGUGGCAUACGGUUCCAACCACUACGGUAUUGCCGGAUACUACGCAAUGCAAGCUCUGAAGGAAAACAUGAUUGGCAUGUCAUUUACCAACACGUCCCCACUGGUGGUUCCCACUCGUGGUAAAGAGUGCACUUUGGGCACCAACCCCAUCAGUGUGGCAGCUCCAGCUAAAGAUGGAGACAGCUUUGUUCUGGACAUGGCCACAUCAGCAGUAGCACUUGGAAAGGUGGAGCUCCAUGAGCGGCGUGGAGACCCCAUCCCUGAGGGCUGGGGCUGUGACACCCAGGGCAAGCUGACCUCCGACCCUAAGAAAGUUCUGAGCGGAGGAGGACUGGUGCCCAUUGGUGGCAGUGAAGCCACAGGAGGGUACAAAGGCUAUGGUCUGGGAAUGAUGGUGGAAGUGUUCUGUGGUAUCUUGGCUGGUGCCCAGUACAGCAAACACAUCCGCACGUGGAAAGUAACAGACCGCGUUGCCAACCUGGGUCAGUGUUUUGUGGCAAUCAACCCAGAGAACUUUGCUCCUGGGUUCAAUGGCAGGAUGUCAGACCUGCUGUCCAUCCAGAGAGGGAUGGACCCUGCUGACCCCAACACUCCUGUUUUGGCUGCUGGAGAUCCAGAGAGAAUGAACAUGAAGAAGUGCGAGGAGAUGGGCGGGAUCCCCUACCACAUCAAUGUCAUUAACUACAUGAACGAAUGCGCUAAGAAAAUUGGUGUCAGCCCGCUGCUGCCAUGUGACAAGCUCCUCUCCAAUUAGUCGGCCCAGUCAAGAUUCCCAGCACUGGAAAUCUGGCACAUCUUGUUCACAUUAAGCAACUUGGGAAUGCAACUCUGUUUACGCACAUUAUAAAAGUUGACAAUCAUAUUUUAUUCAUUCUAACCACACUUGUCAGGUAUUUUAAUCUUUUUUAACUUCAUAAGAGUUUUAAUAAAAAAACUGUUUCGUAAUAAACGUGUGACAUAUAAAGGGCCUCCCUGAAACAUGUUUUUAAUUAUAUAUUUGUGUCUUGAGAGACUGCAUCCAAACGAAAUUUAAGAUGCUGUAUCUCUGACAGCAAAAUACGCACAUUCUUUGUCCAAAGCUGUUGUAAGUAGUAGCAUUGUGGCUCAUGGCUGGAUGUGAAUGAGUUUACAAAGUCUGAGUGUUACUGUUGAAAGAUAAGAUAAAGUCAGUGGGGUUUGUUGUCAUUAACUUGACAGUUAGGGCACUCUGUUAGUGAGCUGCUUUGCUGCAGUGCAAUUUUGUAACUGUACAGUAAUUACUAAUUGCUAUGAUGCACAAAUAUAUACAUUUUUUUUAAUGCUGAGAAGCAUUUUAAAUUGACCAUGAGAAUGUUUUACUACUUUACUAAAUCCUCUUUUUACCAUUCUUAUGUGCCUUAUUCAAUAAAAGCCAUAUAAACCAAAA